ACAGCCCUGUAACACCAAGGGAAAAGACAUGUUUGUUGUAAUUGCGGGUCACUAGCAACUGGUGGCGCUGCGUCCAUUUUAUAAUUUGCAGGAAUAUGGCUGGCCAGGAAGACCCGGUCCAGCGAGAGAUUCACCAGGAUUGGGCGAAUCGGGAAUAUAUCGAAGUCAUAACUAGCAGCAUCAAGAAGAUUGCUGAUUUCCUCAAUUCGUUCGAUAUGUCUUGCCGGUCCAGGUUGGCAACCCUAAAUGAAAAGCUAACUGCACUGGAGAGGAGGAUCGAGUACAUUGAGGCACGGGUAACAAAAGGAGAGACCUUGACUUAAGUCUUAAGAACACCCAGAGGCCUGAAAAAACCAACCCGUGAUUCUGUGUCUGAAAUGCAAUCUGAAGUCACACUUUCCUGCAUUUGUUUCACAUAUAUGCUUCUACGUCUUUGCACUCUACUUGCUUGCAGGGUUAAUCACCGUAUCUUUUCAAUCUCAAAGUGGCUACUUUUGUCAUCUUUUAGCCACAGUCACACACGUUUAAAAAGUCCUAACUUCUCACAAACAUUUUUUCAUUGCAACAAAGUUUGUGAGAAAAAACUGUCAACGAUGAACAAUUACAUCUGAAGGGGUGACUCUAAUAUGGCCCCCUUUGUGGCAGUCAGUUAAUUCUUUUUUUUCCUCUAAUGGAUGUUGUUUUUAGAAUUUUUUUUUGAUUGGAAUGUCCCUUAUAUACAAAAAUGCCACCAGGAUUUGUUGGUGAUUGCUAUAACACCUACAGGGAAUCUGCUUGCAGACCUGGACAAACAAUCCUGUGGUGGAAGUCCUGUGUCUGUUUGAGAAACCUUAGAAGAAAAGACAACCAUGUCUACCAUGAGUAUUCUUUGAAGUAGGUUUCACUCAAAUACAGAACCUCCACAGGUUAAAAUUUGCACAGCAAAGUAAUGAGCAGUGAUGAUCCAAAGCACAGCAAGGGUUUCAGUCCCAAGUGCCAAGUGUAGUUUGUGCUUUUUUUUUUUUUUUUUUUUUUUUUUGGACUAUAUUUUAACACUUGUAUUCAUGUAUGAAUAACACAACAAUGUUUUUCCAUCUGUCUCAUUAAUUUAAAUACUAGUAAUAAAGAAAGUUCUUUAUUAUUAAAAGU
This is a messenger RNA of Erpetoichthys calabaricus (reedfish), 1128 nucleotides long. It is a transcript of the gene brk1, whose product is annotated as BRICK1 subunit of SCAR/WAVE actin nucleating complex. Lineage: Eukaryota; Metazoa; Chordata; Cladistia; Polypteriformes; Polypteridae. Gene Ontology annotation, biological process: cell motility; regulation of actin polymerization or depolymerization; actin filament organization. The record is from RefSeq and is a predicted model, not a curated record. The transcript has 3 exons. Gene Ontology annotation, molecular function: protein-containing complex binding. Gene Ontology annotation, cellular component: SCAR complex. The coding region runs from base 96 to 323 and encodes 75 amino acids.